This is a messenger RNA of Sander lucioperca (pikeperch), 4557 nucleotides long. It is a transcript of the gene rtn4a, whose product is annotated as reticulon 4a. The record is from RefSeq and is a predicted model, not a curated record. Gene Ontology annotation, cellular component: neuron projection; postsynaptic density. Bases 232 to 3393 code for a protein of 1053 amino acids. The transcript has 10 exons. NCBI's taxonomy places the organism in Eukaryota, Metazoa, Chordata, Actinopteri, Perciformes, Percidae. Gene Ontology annotation, biological process: brain development; endoplasmic reticulum tubular network formation; neuron differentiation.
UCUCAAUUUCAGUGUCCAUCUGGGAACUCGGGUCCGACUCACUCAACUCAACUGUCGUGUGGCGCACUUGUCCAACUUUAUCCGGUGUCAAGAGCAGACGUACCGGAGGGAGUUACCGGUGCCGUUUUACAGUUUUUUUCCCCCGGUGGAAGUUUGUAACACGAGGUAACCGAGCCGAGCCGGAUUCGAAAGUUUUGUCCACCUCAGAAGACAGUUAGGGGAAAAGAAAAAAUGGCAGACGGCGAGCACGUUUCUUCAACCACUCCUCUGUUCGGCGAGGAGAUGCACCACUACCAGGCCGAACCGGACUCCGAGCUGCUGGGCAAGCCCAAAAAGGACCUCUUCAGCGUGGAUGAUAUUGUGGACUUGGUCGGCGGGGCUCAGGACGCCUUGGACCGCCACUUAGCUGAAGCUAGUGCGCCACAAGAGUUCACAGAGUUCACAGAAGCUUCGGUCGCUCCGGAACCAGUAACGUUACCGGAGCCUGUCCACGUAACGGAGCCGAAACCGGUGUCAGUGCCAGAGGUGAAAGAACCCGAACCCGAACCGGAGCCCGAGGUAGAGACUGAGACUGCCAUCCCAGACUCCACCAGCUUCUCUUUUGUUCCUGACACCCCUGCUUUCAUUGCCGAGGAGCCUCUAGUUGUCGUCCCUAAAGUGGAACCCGAAAGUACAAAGAUCGAACCAGAGCCACAGGCUGCUGCUGCCCCCGAGCCAGAACCUGCUGCCCCGAAGAGCGACGCCCUCCCAGCGGCAGAACCCCGGAAAACAGCCCCAGCCCCCGCAGAGGCAGCAGAGCAACCUGCGGUGACAGAGGAACCACCGGCUCCGGCAUCUUGUCUUCUUCGUGGCUGGAACGUAAACCUCGACAGCAGAGAUGUACCUUCUCCUUCUAAAGCUCAACCUCAUCCUCUGAUGCAAUUCCCUACAGCACUUGGGCAGAAGGGUGAUUCCCCUGCUCCCAUCUCUCCUCUCUCCCCUCUUCACUCCCCCGACUCUCUGGAGGAGCUCUCUCUGACCGAGAGUCCCAACCAGCCCCCUACUUCGGGAUUCGCUGCAUCCUUGGUCUCCUUCUCCACUGAACCCCCCACUACUCAUUCCAAGGACAUGCCUUGGGUGGGUGAAGAGGGUGACUCUGGACCAGGCCUUAGUAAGAGUAAGGAAGACCUACUAGAUCCGUUAGCCGGUCCUUACCUGAGUUUAGGGAAAGACCCAGGGCCUCAUAAUCCAUGUGAAGACAGCGGAGUUUCCGUUUCGCCCGAGGAGAAGAUGAUUAGCUCAGACAGGUCCUCCACUGGCCCCUCCCCCGUGAACCCGAAGAUGAAGGUCCCUGAGUCUCACCUUGCCUCCUCUAACCCAACAGAGCCCUGGGAUUCACCAUUCCUUGCUUCUCAAGACAACUCCAAGGUCUCCAUGGAUUCCUUCUCCAAGGACACGGCUCCCGUUAGCUCUUCCGGGUACGAGCCGGACCUGCACGACAACCAGUCUGACGAAGACGAUGACCUGAUGUAUGAGGUGAAGAAGAAUAAUAACCCAUUUGAGGGCUAUUCCCCACUGGCGGACAGUGGCUACUCCCAUUUCGGAGACUCCAAGUCCGACAGCAGGGCCUCCAAAAUGUCCGAGAGUCCCACUCCGGAUCUGGUCCAGUACGGCCAGACUGGAGAAUCCCAGGAUACCCCUCCGUCUUUCUUAGACGAUGGGAAAACAUUUCAGAUGGGAAAGAUGGCCGCUGACUCGCUCAUGCAAUCAGUGAAUCAGUUCUCAUCUGGUCUGAAAGAUCUGAAAGAUGACGAAGACGAUGACGAGCAGGAAGAGGAUUCAGCCUUGCCACCGUCGCUCCCAGACAUCCUGAAGUCGUCCCCGCUCAACCCCGACAAAAUGGACUCUGGCUCGUCGGAGGGAAGCCCCGAGCAGAGUCCCAUCCUUGAACGGAGGAUGAUGGAGUCCCCCAACCCUCCAAUCAACCUGUCGGCUAACAACCCGUUUGCCUUCGAUGCUAAAGUGUCCCUGCUGAAGGAGAUGACCGAGGAGCUGGAAGUGAAAGGCAAAGGAAAAGUUGAAGACGACAACGGUUUCGACGCAUUCGAUCUUGUCAAAGGAGCCGAGGAAACCACCCCCAAUAAGGCGAAAGAAGAGGAACCAGUCAAGGUCGAGCAGAAAGAUUGGUUUUCAAGCCACGAUUCUCCCAAAAUGACCAAAACGUUUGAGCCUCUUGACCUCCAGAGCAAAAAGACCCCCACCGAGGAUUCAGACUCGGAGUCGCCAACCGCAGACUCGCUGUCUCCGGUCCUGGAAGCCAUGGCCAAGAACCCGGCCAUCUUCCAGGUGGAAACGGAGAAAAUGGACCAGAAGAUGGAGAUGGAGAUGGAGGAGCCAGAGUUGGCCGAGGAGGUCUCCGAGCAUGAAGUCUCCUCUGAGGAGUUUGAGUUCAUCGAGCGGCCACCGAGGGGCGUCAUCGACGAGUUUCUCGAGGCUCUGGAUACUUCCAAGUUUGCCUCCUCCAAGCCCCCAGAGAUCCCCAUGGAUGAAGAUGAUGACCUAAGCUUUGGGCAGAGAGAUGCGGCUCCAUUUUCUGCUCCGCCUGUGACAAAAGUAGCACCGCCCCCCGAGGUGGAAGAGGAGGCUCCAAGUCAGAGCUCCUACCUCCUCCUCACGCAGGCCUCCCCCCAGAAGAGCAAGGCCGAGCUGGAGAAGCUCGACAUCCAGCAGCCCCCACCCCAAGCUCCGCUCAUCCACUCCCCCGUCCGCAAACCAGAGGAGGCGGUCGCUAAGAAGAGCGUGGGAGACGGCACAGUGCUUAAGAUGCCAAACGUGAACAUAAGAGCAGUGGUGGAUCUCCUCUACUGGCGUGAUGUGAAGACCACGGGCGUGGUGUUCGGCGCCGGCCUGCUGCUGCUCCUCUCCCUGACGGUGUGCAGCAUCGUGAGCGUCUGCUCCUACAUCGGCCUGGCUCUGCUCUCCGUCACCAUCUGCUUCAGGAUAUACAAAGGCAUCCUGCAGGCCAUCCAGAAGUCAGAUGAGGGCCAUCCGUUCAAGCAGUACCUGGACCAGGAGGUGGCCCUGCCCGAGGACAUGGUCCACAAGUACAGUGACUUGGCUCUCGCCAAAAUCAACAAGACCAUCGGGGAAUUAAGGCGCCUGUUCCUGGUCGAGGACCUGGUCGACUCCAUCAAGUUUGCCGUGUUGAUGUGGAUCCUGACCUACGUCGGCUCCUUGUUCAACGGCCUCACUCUAAUUAUUCUGGCUCUGGUCGGAGCCUUCAGCUGCCCGAUCGUCUACGAGAAACACCAGGCUCAGAUCGACCACUACGUGGCUCUGGUCAACAACCAGGUCAAAGACGUCGUCGGGAAGAUCCAGGCGAAGGUUCCCGGGAUGAAACGCAAAGCAGAGUGAAGUAACGGAAAGUCAGAGUUUGGAUUCAGGAAGUCCUGAGAGGGGAGGAGGGGGGGUGUUAGUAGGGGAGGGAGGGGGAGGAAAGAGGGGGAACAUGAAGGAAAAGCUGGAGGAGGAGAGGAGGGGGUCUGGCGUGGACGCAGCCCUUCUAACUUUAUUUGUCAAAAAUAAUAAAAACAUUUCUUUUCCAGUCCAGAAUUCCUUUUUAUUUUUCCGGGUUUUUUUUGUGUUUUCUGGAGAAGUUGGAAGUUGAGCCGAGGCCGAGGUCGGCUCCAUCAUGCUGAUGAAAUGUUUGUUCCCUCUCCCCACCCAGUGCAUUGUGGGAGGAGCUGACACAGCUCCCACAUUUGUAGUUUUUUGGGUGUUUUUUUUUUCUCCGUCAUUUUUCAAAACCGAGCAAAGUGGGAAAACAUUUAUUUUCUUCUUCCUUCGUCUGUUUUUUUGAGAGAGCGCGCGCAGCAAACGGCACCUCAUUUGUAUUUUCUCUCCUCUUUUUUUUUUUUUUUUUCUUUUUUUUUUUUAGUAUAAGUUUGAAGUAUUUUGUGAUUUUACUGUUUAGCUGAAACGGCGUUCGUGUCCCUCGAGCUCGGAGCUCGUUUCUUCGGUAAGCUGCUGCGUGGUUUCGCCUCGACGGGACGGAUUUGUGAACGGCGUCUUUGACUCCUGACGAAGCAGCGAGGGGGUGGGGGGGUGGGGGGGGGGCUUGUACUACCUUUAAAUACUUCAUCGCUUCUGAGUAACUUUAGCUAGAAUCAUCUAGAAAACCUUCGCCACAUAAAACACAUAAAUCACAUAAAAAGUUGUUAUUUCCAUGUCAUUUGCAGCUGUGUAGUUAAUGAAAAACUCUGGAAGAGGAAAAACCCGUUUACAUUCAUCCACAUCAGAUAAAAUGUUUAAAAAGUACAAAAAAACGACAAGAAAUGGGAUUUAAAAGAAGAAAAAGAAAUAACCAUACUGUCUGUGGAGCCGAUAUCUUAAUAGAGUUGCAACUUGAUGUGACUUUUUGGGAAACCUUUCGAGCAUUUGUUUGUUAUGCAAGUAUAAUUGUGAAUGAUAAACUUCAUACUUCAAUUGUGACGAUAAAAAGCUCCCAGCUGGGAGCCGUGUUUGUGGAAUGCAUUGUGAGAUGUAAACUAUUAUCAAUAAAGCUUCUAGACGAAGAAA